Molecule: messenger RNA, 1296 nt
Organism: Trypanosoma grayi
Lineage: Eukaryota; Euglenozoa; Kinetoplastea; Trypanosomatida; Trypanosomatidae
Product: RING finger protein 32
Exons: 1
Coding region: 1-1296 (431 amino acids)
Molecular function (GO): protein binding
Source: RefSeq, a predicted model, not a curated record
AUGUCAGCUGAGCGCGGCAACCUUCCCUCCAUCGGCCCAAAGCUCCACAGUGGCUGGGGCACGCAUACCGCAAAACGCAAGGAUCAGGUGCAAAUAUGGAGCGCUGUUGCGCUACAGCAACACUUCGCACGUGGAGCGUUAGUGAGCUCCACGUUCCCCACGUUAGAGGCGGCACCGCCGCCAAUGCCUGGAGGCCGACUGACGCUGGCGCAGAAAAUGGGCCUCGUCCCGCUUCCGCCGCCCGCCCCAACAGAGGAGGAAUGGACGCGGAUUGAGGGCACCGCACUGCGCCGCAACCACGCAGUACCGCUCGGCGCCAAUAGUUGUUGCAUUUGCCAGGAGGCCUUCUACGCCACAAUGGAGCAGGGGCAGGUGCUGCUUAGCUGCUCGCACGUAUUCCAUGAGCAGUGCUUUCGCCACUUCGAGAAGUUUGCGCGGUGGUCGCGUGGGAAAAAUGAUGCAACGCCACUGAGCUGCCCUGUCUGCCGAAGCGGCCACUACCACAAGCGUCUGUUCUACGCAGGCAAGGCAAUGGCACAGCGGGCUGCUAUUGUGAAGAUACAGGCCUUCUUCCGCCGCGUCCUUGCACGGAAGGCGUACGUGAAGCUGCGUCUAGAGCAUGAUAGCGAUUUCUGUGGCGAGUACGCGCAUGAACGUCUCACGCGAUUGUCUGACGCGUACGCUGCCUACGCUGAGGCUCGCGAGAAGGAGCAGGCCCGCAUGCUGGAGAAUAUGGACCUGCGACUGCAGCGCGCCCUCGCCGAGUGUACGACACGCGAGGAGUGGGGCAUGAUUCGAAAGCGUGUAGAGGUAGAAGCAGCGGAGGGCGCGUUGGAGUGUCCCAUCUGCCUGAGCGCCAUUGAGCACAACCCUAACAGUGAGGAUGUUCGCAAGGCUACGACGGGAGAGGAAAUUGUCGCGGCGUUUCGACGCGAAUAUGAGGAGCGUGUGGCGCAGCGCAAAGCCUCUGAGAGAAAGAGUAAAAAACCUUCGGUGGCGGUACCGCAGCGCCGCAGUACCGUCAGGACACAACGAGCGCCGACCACUCAUCCGUCAGCGGCCCCGUCAACCACAGUAACAAGUAGCAAGUGUGGGACGAGAACCGAGGAGGCAUCCACGACGGUGUCGAGUGCGCCGCGCUACGGCCUGCUUCUGAGUUGUGGGCACUGCUUCCAUGGCGUGUGUCUUUCGGUGUUUGAGAGGUACUCUGAGAUGAUGGCGAUACAGCAUGAAAGCGGGCCACUUAUACCACGUUGUCCGUUAUGUCGUUCCGCCUAUGUGAAGGCGGAUUAUUAA